Molecule: messenger RNA, 1754 nt
Organism: Hypoxylon trugodes
Lineage: Eukaryota; Fungi; Ascomycota; Sordariomycetes; Xylariales; Hypoxylaceae
Product: sugar transporter
Exons: 5
Coding region: 1-1665 (554 amino acids)
Biological process (GO): carbohydrate transport; transmembrane transport
Cellular component (GO): membrane
Molecular function (GO): carbohydrate:proton symporter activity
Source: RefSeq, a predicted model, not a curated record
AUGACCAACAUUACACCUCAAAGGAGAGAUGCGUACGACACGGAAACGAGUCAUGAACAUGUCAACGAUAUAGACGUGAUACGUGACCCGACGCUUGUCGCAGAGGCCAAGCAAGCUACAAAUACCGAACAGCAGAUGACGCUUCUCAAGGCCGUAAAUCUAUACCCAAAAGCCAUAUUUUGGUCUCUAUUGCUGUCAUCGACGCUCAUCAUGGAAGGCUACGACCUAGCGCUACUUAGCAGCCUAUACGCAUCACCCGUAUUCAACAAGAAAUUCGGCACUUAUAAUGCUGCUAGUGGUAAAUGGGCGGUCUCGGCGGCAUGGCAGUCUGGACUUUCCAACGGCGCACGAGCCGGCGAGAUUCUCGGCCUCAUUUUCGCCGGUUGGCUCUCGGAUCGCUAUGGGUACAAGAUGACGACAAUCGGAUCAUUAAUUCUGAUCAUGUCAUUUGUGUUUGUUCUGUUCUUCGCGCCAAACGUACAAGUCCUUGUCGUUGGUGAAGUACUUUGCGGUAUUCCUUGGGGUGCUUUUCAGUCUGUUACCCCGGCGUAUGCCUCCGAGGUUGCCCCCGUGGUUCUUCGGCCCUAUUUGACUACGUCUAUCAAUAUGUGUUGGGUCAUUGGUCAAUUUUUUGCCGCCGCUGUGAACAAGGCUUCUGUUGGCCGACCUGAUGAAUGGGCCUAUAGAAUUCCAUUUGGAGUACAAUGGGUAUGGCCGAUACCGAUACUCGCUGCAUUGGUGUUCGCACCCGAAUCACCUUGGUGGCAUGUCCGACACGGUAAUCGAGAAGCAGCUAGGGCCUCGCUCCUAAGACUCACAUCCCAAAACGACUCAACCUUCAACGUGGAUGAGACGAUAGCUAUGAUUGAACAUACCAACCAACUUGAGAAGCGGAUGAAAGCUAGCUUUACCUAUCGAGAUUGCUUCAAAGGGGUUGACCUUCGGCGUACGGAGAUUGUUGUGGGAAUUUGGCUUGUUCAAACAUUAGGGGGCCAAAACUUGAUGGGCUACUUUGCUUACUUCCUGACACAAGCCGGGAUGGAUGCAUCUAAUUCUUUUUCCCUAUCCAUGGGGCAAUACGCACUAGGAAUGGUCGGCACAGCUGGAUCCUGGAUCCUUAUGUCCCACGUCGGCCGACGAACCAUCCACUUCAGCGGCCUCUGCUGCCAGUUUAUUAUCCUCAUUAUCGUCGGAUCUCUCUCAUUUUCCAACGAAAAUGGUUCCGUAUGGGCUAUAGGCGCAAUGUUAAUCGCUUUUACCUUCGUGUACGACUUCACCAUUGGGCCAGUAACAUACUCGUUAAUCUCAGAGCUGUCAUCGACGCGACUUAAGGCCAAAACCAUCGUUCUCGCCCGCGCGGGAUAUAAUGCGAGUAAUAUUUUCGUAAAUGUCAUGACGAACUAUCAGCUCUCGUCCACGGCUUGGAACUGGGGUGCAAGAACUGCGUAUUUCUGGGCUGGUACUUGUUUCUUAUCUUUAAUUUGGGUCUUCUUCCGAUUGCCUGAACCAAAAGGAAGAACAUAUGCCGAGUUAGAUUUACUGUUCGAAAAUCAUGUUCCCGCUCGUAGUUUCGCGAAAACUAGGAUUGAUCCGUUUUCUCAGCGAAUAGGUGGUGAUGUACAGAGGAUUCUAGUCGAGGAAAAGUCGGAAAGAAGACAUGAGUGAGCUUAAAACAGGCAUGGCAAGAUAAUAGACAAAAUUUUAUAUAAUUAAAUGGUUAAGGGCUUACAUUCCUAUGAACUUCAGCCCAUUUA